CCUCUUCAACACACAAAAUCUUCUACGCAUUCCAUUUUCAAUCUCUCGAGAAAGUUUGCGUCUACUCCUACGACUAGAAAACUCUUCACAUACCUUCUUUUCCCAUUUCGCACCCGACUCAUUUCGCCCCGUCGUGCAUAUUCUAUCUUCCUGCACAACACGGCGUCAUGGAGAGGGCCUACAACGAUGCUGCCGAUGGCAACACCGUCGAUGGAAACGCUGGCAUUGGAAUUAUUGAGGCCAAUCUUCCCGAUUUCGACCGCAGCAAUUCUGUUCACCCGUACGACUAUGCUUACAGUAGUCCCGCCAGAACUGAGCUGAAUGGCCACCUUGUCCUUGCGUUCAACUCUGUUCAUACUCCCUUGGCCAUUAUCAACGCUGCAAUCCAAGCCUUCAAGGACGACACCAGCGAUGAAAUCUCUGUCGUCUCGUUGCCGCGCGGGGGCAUCAGCUAUAUCUGCAAGACCUCCGAGGCCAUGGACUUGGGCCAGUGCCCGGAUCAAAUCUUGCAGCUUUCUGGCAAGGAUCUUGCCAAAAAUGACAAUUGCAUCGUUCCACGCCCACGCAAUUGUUUCAUUCUUUACCGCCAGUGGGUUGGUGCCAAAAUCCUUGCUGAAAACCCAGGCUUGCCAGCUUCGACGAUCUCACAGGUUGUGUCAGUCCUUUGGCGCAAGGAGUCUGCGCUGAUUCGGCAGCACUUUCAUGGGCUCGCAAUGCAAGAGGAGCAAAUCCACCGACUAUCAUAUCCCACGUAUCACUAUACGCCGUGCAUGCGCGAGAAACCUCGCUGUGUAUAUACAGCUGGCACUGAUGACGGUCAGCCGUUCAAUCAUGUCGCGGGCUUGACGUCUUUCGCGACCUACAAAUCAAAUUGAUCUUGAAAGCGGCUUAAAGACACUGGCAACCAAUACCAGCGAGGACAGCAGCGGACGGGUGACUGGGAUAAGGCUUUGGAGGGGAAUAUUUGCGUUAGUUUUAAGGGCCUGUUCCGGCAGGCGAGAGACAAGAGGUGGACACAUGGAAAAUUUGCGUUGGUUUUGAGGGCCUGUUUCCGGGCAGGCGAGAGAGAGACAAGAGGUGUACAUAUUGCGGCGGCUGUCGUGGCGUUGCGGUGCUGGGUCAUUCGACCGGGUGCACUGCGGUGCCCAGUGAAGAUAGGCUUAGGUUGCGUUUAAUUUUCCGGACAAGAGGUGGACAUA
Lasiosphaeria miniovina is the source of this 1199-nucleotide messenger RNA. RefSeq lists its product as uncharacterized. Gene Ontology annotation, biological process: regulation of transcription by RNA polymerase II; anatomical structure morphogenesis; cell differentiation. The transcript is spliced from 5 exons. Gene Ontology annotation, molecular function: RNA polymerase II cis-regulatory region sequence-specific DNA binding; DNA-binding transcription factor activity, RNA polymerase II-specific. The record is from RefSeq and is a predicted model, not a curated record. The coding region runs from base 168 to 875 and encodes 235 amino acids. Lineage: Eukaryota; Fungi; Ascomycota; Sordariomycetes; Sordariales; Lasiosphaeriaceae.